Molecule: messenger RNA, 1967 nt
Organism: Effrenium voratum
Lineage: Eukaryota; Dinophyceae; Suessiales; Symbiodiniaceae
Source: the annotation of a GenBank genome assembly
CGUAGACUUCUUAGGGAGUGCGGGACCAAAGACCGGGGAAGAAGAAACCGUUUUCUUUCAAAGUCUGAAAGAGUUGAAUGGACACCUAGAGAGAUUUUCCAAUGAGAGUUGGAAAAGCCCGCCACCGGGGAGCGGUGGGCCCGGUGGGCGCGGUGGCGCUGUGGGCGUGUUUGGAGCUUGGGGAAACCUGGCGGUCGACGCAGACUGCUCAUGGGCGGUUGGCGCUUUGUGACGGCCACAUUGUUCCAGGUCGCAGCAAGUCGCGACGAUGCCUGUGUGCAAGCAGACCUGCUGUGGCAUGGAGUGCGGGAGUCACUGUUCACAGCCACCAGAGUGAGAGCUCCGCCCUACAAAAAAGCUUGGAAUCACAGGCUUCUGACAGAUUUGGUGCGCCGUGUGCCCAGUGCUGGUGAUGGUGCGUGGAGCAGACUCAGUGUCACCACCUGCUCACUGGGGGAAGUAGCUCUUCUGCUUGCAAACUUUUUGCAAUCAGGAGACAGGGUUCUCUUGGAAAUGGCCUUGAUCGCAUUGCGGAAGUGGCCGGUGUCUCGCAUCAUGGCAUCCACCUGGCCCAUCUUCGGCUUGCUGGCCCACGCCCAAGAGGUGUUGAGGUACGCCGGGGACGACAGCUUCGCCGCGGUGUGCGCUGAUGCGGCGCCUCUGGCUCUUGCGCUCACCCGCUGGGCGCAUGAGGAUGAGGAUGAGACUGGUGUGAGUCAUGUCCCAGGCAACGGCACGGGGCUCAGGGAGCUGCGUUUGCGCCUGGCCGCGGGCGGAGCAUUGGCUUCGAGGUGCCGUUCUGACGUGCGUGCCACUCUGAGCGCCAGAAUGUUGGGGCUGCACCAUGACGACUACGACUCGCUGCUGCGCCAGGGCUCCUGGCCAUGGCUGCUCUUCCGCACCAAGUGGCCGUUGGUGCCGAUGCUGCAUCGACAGCAGCUGGACGGCCGCGAGGCGGCCUGUUCUCAGGCGUCGCCUGGAUCCUAUGGGGUGCUGACCCGCGCCUCGCCCGUGAGCAUGUGGAUGUGCACCACCCGGACGCUCGAGCGGGAGCACCACCGCUGGAUCACCGAGGGCCACUUCGACGACUGCACGCACAUCGCCCAAACCGCCAAGGCGAUUCUCCGAGGCGCGUGCCGCUUCGUGGACGUGGGGGCCAACAUGGGCUGCGUCUCGCUGUUCCUGGCGCAGCUGCUGCCAUCCUUGGAGGUGGUGUCCGUGGAGCCGAACCCCCGCCUGGCACGACAGCUGCGGGGGGCCGUGGCCAAGAACCAGCUGACUCGGGUCUCGGUGGUGGAAGCCGCGCUGGGCGCGGCCCAAGGCUCCGCGGUACUGAGCUGCCCUGCUGAGAACAGCGGCAUGUGCACGGUGGCCGUGGACCACCCGUCGGCUGCGAAGCAGGAAGUGGAGCAGCUGAGCUUGGAUGCCUUGGUGCGCGAGCGACCUCCUGGCUCCGAGUCAAAUCUUCCGCUCUGCGGAGUGAAGAUCGACGUGGAGGGCAACGAGGAGGAGGUGCUGCGUGGCGCCAGUGCUGCGUUGGCCCAGAAGCCCCCGAUCUUCCUCGACAUCCACGAGGAGAUGCUGCGCAGGGCUGGCACCAGCCCGGCGGCGGUAUGGGACUUGAUCAGCGGCUACGGGUAUCAACAGCUCGCGGACUACUCAGAGCUACACUGCCUGCAUGUUGGCUUAGGCCGAUGGGAGGAUUUCAGAUGGCAAGGACCGGACCUGGAGAUUUUGUCGACCGUAGCCCUGCCUCAUGAUGCGGACGCGUGUGCUUGCCACUUCUCAUGCGCCGAGCAGAUGCCGCGUGGCUGCCGCUGCUGGGAGUUUGGACCCUCCAAGCAGUGCCAUCUCUACCGCCGCUGCCCGAGGGGCUGGGCGGAGGAGCGGUGCAAACCGGCCGGGCUUGAGGAGGCGCCCGGCUGGUGGGCCAACGACCUCUUCGGCCGCUGGCUGGUGACGUGAAA